Messenger RNA from Linum trigynum, 2928 nucleotides. NCBI's taxonomy places the organism in Eukaryota, Viridiplantae, Streptophyta, Magnoliopsida, Malpighiales, Linaceae. The record is from the annotation of a GenBank genome assembly.
AUUUAUCAAAUUAACCAAACUAAAGUUUAAUCAGUUUGAUUAAUUGGUUAACCAGAUUAACUCAUUCACGAUGAAAAUUCUCCGGUUAAUGCAACAAUUCGCAAUUUAUAUAAUGAAUAAAACAUAACAAUCAACACGUAGUUAUAGUUGAUCCUUAACAAAAAUACAUGCAAUUAAGACAAUUAUCUUACUAUUAGUAUAGAAGUAUUCACCAAACUAAAAAUUAUGACAAUGUUAUGGGUUAAUGAAUUGUUGUGUUUGUGUAAAUUGACUUAGUUUCUUAGCAAUUAAUAUAGGCUGGAAAUGACCUUCCUUUCAAGUUUUCAUUCAUCAUGAUGUAUGAAAUUUAUCUAAAUUAGGCGCCCAUAUAUUGUGGUCUAGACUUUACAUAUACAAAUAUACACUAUAUGAGUAAUAUUGAGCUUUAUAUUUUAUGAAUCUAAAAGGGAUGAACGUUAACUCUAUGGUUAUGCAAAGUAUUAUGUGUAUAUAAUAUAUGUUAGAUAUAAUACUAAUUAUUUAACUGGUUAAUUUGGUUGACUAGUUAGGAGUAGGGGUGGCUAUUUGGACCGGGACCGGAUUAAAAACCGAAAACCGGACAGUAUAACCCGGACCGAGACCGGACCGGGACCGGAUAAUAAACAAUCCAAUCCAAUCUUUGGGCUUAGAUUUGAGGUAAAAAACCGGAUAAAGACCGGAUAAGAGAGCUCAACACCCAAAACUUAAGGGUAAUUUGCAUAAACGGUCACAAACCUUUGCACUUAGUACAAAACUUAACCAACUACUCACCCUUUAAGGCCUUAGGCCACUCAAAUCCCACAAUCUCAAUGUAAAAUCAAGACCGAAUUGGGACCGGACCGGAUCAAGACCGGACUGUAUCCAAUCCAAUCUUCGAUCCUUAUAUUUUCAAAAAGACCGGACUGGACCGGAUCAAUUUGGGCCAAUUUAACCGGACCGGACCGUAUAGCCACCCCUAGUUAGGAGUGUCUGAAACCAAACCACCUAAAUCAAACAAGCUAAAAACUUUAACCAAAUCAAACCAAUUAUCCAAAUUAACCAAACCAAAUUAUCCAAAUAGUACCGAUUAAAACGGUUGUCACGAUAACCAAACCGUUUUAACACCCCUAUCCACAAUAGUGUAGAACGAAAUUUGAUAAUAUUAGGACGAAGCUUAGAGAUGCAUGAAAAAGAAUAUGGGACUUUAAUUUGGUCACGACGUGUUGGACCCUAUAGAGCCUAUCGUUGCCGAGAAGAAACGUAUGAGGCCACGAAUUGAAGCAACUUGGUAGGGAAUAAUCAAUUUAUGAGAAGUCAAGUUGACGUUGAAAUUCUGUGAACACUUGCCGCCCAGAGCAAACCCAAAACUUCGGCAGCCUGCAGCCGUGGUUUUGUGUUUUCUAGUUAAGACAAACUUCAACGAAUUAAACAAAACAACAACAAAAAUGAUGCACCGCGCAAUAGCAGCCUAUCGGGCCAGGGAGAACUUCAUAUCUCAUCCUUAUCACCAUCCUCGUCCUUUGUCUUGUAACGAUCUUCUAAAUCCCCCAGGUCCCACAUCUUUGGAACCUUCCCACUUCUCCCAGUAUCCUCCAAAACGCUCUUUUCUGUUCCUUUCCCAAAUCGAACCCUCCUCUAAUUUGCUAAUUUCACAUCAUAAAUACAUAGAGUAAAUGAACACCUCCUCCUCUCCCAUGCCCAUUUAAAAACCUUAUCUUCUUCUUCGCUUCAAACUGCAGCUUCCAUUUCAUAUAUAUAUAUAGUAAAUUCAGCUCCGUCAGUAGACCUUAGAAGUUAGAAACAAUGAACCACAACAAUCGGAAGAUCAAGUUCACGCGCCGCGGCGGCGGCGGCCCAGUCGCGUUCUCGAGUGGUUUCGACUCGGUCGCCGGCUCGGUCUUGGUCACGGCCGGCAGCGAUACCAGCACCAAGGACCCGAGGGUGUCUCUUCCGGCACCGCCGGUGGCAGCCGGAGAAGGAACGCCGGUGGACAAAUUCCACUACCCGAACCAGACGACCAUCGACUCCUCCAUGGCCCUGACGAUUCUGGUGCUGCUGACGGCCAUCUUCUUCAUGGGCUUCUUCUCCCUAUACAUCCGCAGGUUCGCCAGCGAUGCUGCGGCCGCGGCGGCAGAAUCGGGGUCGGCGGAGGGUGGGAAUCACUACCGCCGCCGCAGCCAGAAGAAAGGGCUCGACCCGGAGGUGGUGAAUUCGCUGCCGGCGUACUGUUACCGGAGGGAUGGCGGCGGCGGCGGGGACGGGAAGUACGAUCUGGCGGAAUGCGCGAUUUGCUUGGGGGAGUUCGAGGAGGAGGAGACGGUGAAGAUGAUACCGGUCUGCCAGCACGUGUUCCACGUGCAGUGCGUCGACACGUGGCUGAAUAGUCACGUGAACUGCCCCUUGUGUAGAGGCACCCAGUUCGUCAAAGUGGUGGUAGACGGCGGCGGUGGAGGAGACGGCGGCGGAGGAGGAAGCAGUGGUUCGAGAAGUGUGGAGGUGGUGGAGGGAAGAUCGAUGGUAGGGAGCGAGGACACGUGGACGGUAGAUGUGGAUUUAUCUGGUGGGCUGCGGAGGAUUUGUAGCUCUUCGAGUUUGGUCAGAAAGGGACAGGAUAGGGUUUCCUUACCUAGAACCUCCAGUUUCUGAUACGUGUAAAUAUUCAUAUUAUGCGUGUAAAUUAUUGAUUUUCCGAUAAUAUAUUAAUAUAAUUAUGUCGACUACAAAAAAAAUUAGUGUUGGAAAUUUGUUCCAGAACUGUUUGAUUUUAUCCGAAACCAGACCGUAUAACCCGAAUCGGGACCGGACUGGGAUCGGAUAACAAACAAUCCAAUCUCAUAUUCUGACUUAGAUUUGUAGGUAAAAAACCCGAAUAAGAGACCUCAACACUCAAAUCCCUACAAACUCAAUCUAAAAUCAAAAUCAAAUUGGGAC